CGCGGGGCUCGGCUCGCUCGGCGGGCGGAUAAAUCCGCGCGGCCGCCGUGCCACGGCAGGGCAAGGGCAGUGCCGGUGCGGGGCUCUUCGCCUUCCCCGUUCCCUCCUCCCCCGCAGCUGCGGCGGCCCGCCCGCCUCGCCUUCCCCCGCCUCCGCCGUCCCCGCGCCGCGGCAGCGCCGGCGGGCGAGGAGCUGCCCGCGCCCGGCCCGCCCGCGCCGGGGAUUAUGCCAGCGGCGCGCGGGCAUGCCGGCAGGCAGCGACCCGUAGGCAACGGCAGCCGCCGAGCCGCGGCGGCAUCAGCAGCAGCAGCAGCAGCAGCGGGAGCCGUGGCCGCCGCGCCGGGAGCAGCCGGAUGUUGACACAUGUGGACCAACAGUGACAUCCUUUUUCAGCAAUGCUGUUUUUGCUCCUUCCUGCAUUCAGAAACAUCUAGAAAGAUUUUUUACAGAAGGGAUCCUCGAUGCAUUUCCUUGCCAUUAUUUAAGGAGCCUUUACUAGAAGCUUUUGGAUUGUGUUUGUGAGCAGCCAAGAGAUUUUGGUAUCCAAAAUGCUCAUAAAGGAAUAUCGCAUUCCUCUCCCGAUGAGCGUGGAAGAAUAUCGCAUCGCCCAGCUCUACAUGAUCCAGAAAAAGAGCAGAGAGGAGACAUGUGGGGAAGGCAGUGGAGUGGAGAUCCUGGAGAACAGGCCCUACGUGGAUGGCCCUGGGGGCAGUGGGCAGUACACUCACAAGGUUUACCACAUUGGCAUGCACAUCCCCAGCUGGUUCCGCUCCAUCCUGCCCAAGGCGGCUCUGCGCGUCGAGGAGGAGUCCUGGAACGCUUAUCCUUACACAAGGACAAGGUACACGUGUCCUUUUGUGGAGAAAUUCUCUAUUGAUAUUGAGACCUACUACAAAACUGACCCAGGAGACCACAACAACGUGUUCAACCUUUCUGCUGCAGAAAAAAGGCAAACCAUUUUAGAUCCUAUUGAUAUUGUUAAAGAUCCUAUCCCUCCCCAUGAAUACAAAGCUGAGGAGGAUCCAAAGCUUUAUAAAUCAGUGAAGACUAAAAGAGGACCCCUCUCAGAAGAUUGGAUUCAAGAGUACAAGAACAACCCUGGGAAAUACCCCAUCAUGUGUGCAUACAAACUGUGUAAAGUGGAGUUCAGAUACUGGGGGAUGCAGUCGAAAAUCGAGCGCUUUAUCCACGAUGUUGGCCUGAGGAAGGUGAUGGUCCGGGCCCACCGGCAGGCCUGGUGCUGGCAGGACGAGUGGUACGGGCUCACCAUCGAGGACAUCCGGCAGCUGGAGAAGGAGGCCCAGCUGAUGCUGGCCCAGAAGAUGGCCCAGUUCUGUGGUGAGAAUGACCCAGAGCAGCACGGUGCCAAGGACACUGCUGGGGAGAAGGACGUGGAGCCCAGCACGGGGUCACCUGCAGACGCCGAGGACGCCUCUGCCAACAGCGACGCGGCCUCGGGCAGGUCCCUCACCAAGCAAUGGUCCACCUCCUCCAAGUCCUCACGCUCUUCAAAGAGGGGAGCAAGUCCCUCGCGCCAUAGUAUCUCCGAGUGGAGGAUGCAGAGCAUUGCCAGGGAUUCAGAUGACAGCUCAGAUGAUGAAUUCUUUGAUGCACAUGAGGACUUGUCUGACAAUGAGGAAAUGUUCCCGAAAGAAAUAACCAAAUGGAGUUCCAACGAUCUGAUGGAUAAGAUUGAAACCCCCGAAUGCGAUGAUGUCCAGGGUGACUUGUACCAGGAGACAUCAGCAGAGUACCACGUUGGCUCCAGCGUGGAGAGGCUCAGCAUCAUCGAGGAUGAAUCAGUGCAGCCAUUAAUGCAGCCAAGUAAAAUCCAUGUCCUCCUCUUGGUCCUCCAUGGAGGGAACAUCCUGGACUCAGGAAGUGGUGACCAGAGCUCCAAGCAAGGGGAUGUCAACACCAUCACAACUGUGUUUGACACGGUGAUGAGGGUGCAUUACCCAGCUGCUCUGGGACACAUUGCCAUCAAACUUGUCCCUUGCCCAGCCAUCUGCUCUGAAGCAUUUUCCCUGGUGUCCAGCCUCAGCCCGUACAGCUAUGACGAGGGCUGCCUGUCCAACAGCCAGGAUCACAUUCCGCUCGCCGCGCUGCCCCUGCUCGCCACGUCCUCCCCGCAGUACCAGGAAGCCGUGGCCACUGUCAUUGUCAGAGCCAACCAGGCCUACAGCGAGUUCAUCAAAUCCCAGGAGGGCACCUCCUUCAAUGGCCAGGUCUGCCUGGUAGGGGACUGUGUUGGGGGGAUCCUGGGAUUUGAUGCCUUGUGCUACAGCAACCAGACCGUGUCCGAGAGCCAGAACAGCAGCCGGCGAGGGAGCGUGGUGAGUGUCCAGGAUACCGACCUGCUGUCUCCUGGGAUAACGGUGAACAACAGCCACUGUUCCAGUGGCUCUAAUCUGGAAGCCAGCAGACACCUCAGCAGGAGCAACAUUGAUAUUCCUCGUAGCAAUGGAGAAGAUCCAAAGAAGCAGCUGCCACGAAAAAGGAGUGAUUCAUCCACCUAUGAGCUGGACACGAUAAAGCAGCACCAAGCCUUUCUUUCAAGUUUACAUUCUAGUGUCCUGAGAAACGACCCCACAUCCAGGAGAUCCAGCAGCUCCACGAUGCUGGAUGGAGGGAAUAUUGGCAAGUUUGACUUUGAGAUCACAGACUUCUUCCUCUUUGGGUCUCCCCUGGGUCUGGUGCUUGCUCUGAGGAAAACUGUGAUUCCAGCUCUUGACAUCUUUCAGCUGAGACCAGCUUGUCAGCAGGUCUAUAACCUGUUCCACCCUGCAGACCCAUCUGCUUCACGCCUGGAGCCUCUUUUGGAGAGGAAGUUUUACCUUUUGCCCCCCUUCAAUAUCCCCCGGUACCAGAGGUUCCCCCUGGGCGACGGCAACUCUGCAGUUCUGGUUGAGACAAUCCAGAACAAUCCCAUCCUCCUCAUGGAAAGUAGCCCUCUGGGUGCUCUCCAGCACCAGGACAGCUUCAUGGAAACAAGUAUCCCUGUUCCUGUACUGAAUUGGCAAGAUGUUUCCAAUAAAAGUGCUGGUUGUGCUGAGUCAGAUGUUGUUCAGUCUCAUGGUGCCGUCUUCGUGGAAAACGCGUCCCUGUCCACCCCCAUUUCAGCCCCUCAGUUCAGGGGCUUCCGGAGAGCCAGUGAGAUCAGCAUUGCCAGCCAGGUCUCAGGAAUGGCAGACAGUUACACUGCUUCCAACAUAGCCAACAAAACCAAACACCACCCUAAUCAUUGUAGGGGCUUUAGCCUUCUGUCCCAACUUGCCCUCCCUCACAAAUCCCCUACCCAAAGCUCGUUCAGGAGGCGUAGGCAGCACAAACACACAGCCCCUGCCAAGGGAAGGAAGCUCCAAGGGCCACGGAGCCGGGCUGCAGGCUGUGCUCUUCGGAUACCACACCUGGACAUCAAGACAGUUGCUGCCAAGUGGUGGGGAACGAAGCGGAUCGACUACGCGCUGUACUGCCCCGACGCGCUGACGGCGUUCCCGACCGUGGCUCUGCCUCACCUCUUCCACGCCAGCUACUGGGAGUCCACGGACGUUGUCUCCUUCCUGCUCAGACAGGUGAUGAGACACGAGAACUCGAGUGUGUUGGAGCUGGACGGGAAGGAGGUGUCUGUGUUCACCCCCUCCAAGCCCCGGGAGAAGUGGCUGCGCAAGAGGACGAACGUGAAGCUCCGGAAUGUCACAGCCAACCACAGGAUCAACGACACCAUUGCUAAUGAGGAUGGGCCCCAGACCUUGACUGGGAGGUUCAUGUAUGGUCCAUUAGACAUGGUCACCCUCACAGGAGAGAAGGUGGACAUCCACAUCAUGACCCAGCCACCGUCGGGGGAGUGGGUGUACUUUGACACGGAGAUCAGCAACAGCAGUGGCAGGAUUUCCUACGUGAUCCCCGAGGAGCGGCGCCUGGGCAUCGGCGUCUACCCUGUCAAGAUGGUGGUCAGGGGUGACCACACGUUUGCUGACAGCUACAUCACGGUGCUGCCCAAGGGGACGGAGUUUGUGGUGUUCAGCAUCGACGGCUCCUUCGCAGCCAGCGUCUCCAUCAUGGGCAGCGACCCCAAGGUCCGCGCCGGGGCCGUGGACGUUGUAAGGCACUGGCAAGACCUCGGCUACCUCAUAAUCUAUGUCACGGGCCGCCCUGACAUGCAGAAGCAGAGGGUGGUGGCGUGGUUAGCACAGCACAACUUCCCCCACGGCAUCGUGUCCUUCUGCGACGGGCUGGUCCACGACCCGCUGCGGCACAAGGCCAACUUCCUGAAAUCCCUCAUCACUGAUCUGCACAUGAGGAUCCACGCCGCGUACGGAUCCACCAAGGACAUCUCCGUGUACAGCUCCAUCAGCCUCCCGCCCUCGCACAUCUACAUCGUCGGCCGACCCACCAAGAAGCUGCAGAGCCAGUGCCAGUUCAUCACGGAGGGCUACGCGGCGCACCUGGCGCAGCUGGAGUACAACCACCGCGCGCGGCCCGCCAAGAACACGACGCGCAUGGCGCUGCGCAAGGGCAGCUUCGGGCUGCCCGGCCAGGCCGAGUUCCUGCGCAAGAGGAACCACCUGCUGCGCACCAUCUCCUCGCAGCCCGCCGCGCACCGGCCCGAGCGCACGCAGAGCCAGUCGGACAGCGACAAGGACAGGGACAGGGAGCGCAGCCAGCGCAGCAUGAGCAUCGCCACGGGCUGCUGGGGCCGCAGCGCCGCGUCCCGGCUGGAGUCCGGCCUGCUGGGGCAGAAGUAGCCAGGCCGGAGCCGGGAUUGUCAGCUGCAGCCACCGGAGGAGAAAUAAAGGGAAAGAGGGACGAGGCCGGUGUUUCGGGUUGGAAGGGUAAAUAUGGUGCUACUCUAAACCACGGUGUUCUGGGAAGAGAUGGGAUGUUUCCCACACGGAACGUGCAGGCCUUGCAGCGGGAGCGGGAGCCCGAGGAGCAGCUGGAAAUCGGGGGGGAAGUCUCCAGGUCAGGACGGCGCUCUCUCCUGCCUCCUUCUCUCAUCCAGGGUCAGUGACUGUAAAUAGGUGCCUCCUCGCCUUGUCAGCCAUCACACGGUGACCGAGCGCUGUCCUCAGAGCCACAGAACAGGGCACGAGGCUGGGGGAGCUCGUUCUGGGCUGUCCCGGGAGUCAGGUGGGGGCUCUGGGGUUGGGGACGCCGCUCCCCGGCCCCAGCGAGGGAUUUGUGCCAGGCAGGGCCACCAAGAGCUUUCCCUGGACAGAGAGCUCCACGAGGGGCUGGUGCAGUGCAAAGCUGAAGCUGCAUCGAGGCCGAUGGCAGAGGCAGAAUGUCGGCAGAUUCGUGCCCAAGACAGCGGGGUCAUUCUUGUUGUUACUGUUAUUUUUUAAACAGAUCUUUUAGAGGCCGAUGGAAUUUAAUGUGGUGACCUAUUAAAAGAGGAAUACAAGCUAUUUUGUUUGAGCUGUUACAAACCUCAGACACUUAAUUGCUGUUAAAGUCUCCAAAUAGUCUCGCUAUGUAUUAUUUCCAGCAAGUAACCACCAUAUAUUUGGAAGCAGCUGAAGGCACUCAGCAGCUGGAUUGCAUUGCAGUUCUUCUCAUCCAAAUGCAGGGUCUGACUCUCUCAACGUCCACCUCUGAGACCUUUCUUCUUCCCAGGUUCUCUCCAAGUUCAGUAGCAGCUUUCAUGGGAACCAGACUCGCUUCUUUUACCUAUAGUUACUGAACUGUAAAACCUCAUUGUUUUUUGCACUGAUGAUUUUUAGAAUGGAAACCUGUUACCAUCUCAUGUAGCUACACCAGUGUUUGUAGUGCAUGACAAUGAAAUAUUGCUAAGCCAGGGUGUGUGUGGAUACCUAUACAUAUACACACACACACACAUAUAUAUAUGUAUAUAUUUAAAGAAAAAAAACAAUCUGUGCAGAAGUUUUUCCAGCAGUAAGGAGACUGUAAGGAAGUGUGCCAACAAUGUCAGGCAACCUUAAGAAAAGGCCAUAUCUUAAUUUUUCUGGUGUGUUUCUCAGUGGAUGUGCCUGAGGCACUGGGUUUGUGCUGCUGGAGCGAGCUGGCGGGCGCAUGGCAGAGGGCUGGCACCCCAGUGACACCCAGACAGGGACAGAGAACAGUGCCUGGAGCCAGGGCUUGCCAAAAAGCCCCUCAGUCGUGUCCCUGCCGGGGCCAGCAAAGGUUCCCUCCUUGCACACACCUCUGGGGCAGAGGGGCAUCCACACUGGGGUUCCACGGUGCCCAUUCAGACUCCAGCUGGCCUCUUCACGUGGAGAUUUUCUAGUCCUACCGAGCUCCCUGACUGUGUGUAACCCUGCUUUCCCCACCACACUCUCCUGUCUUUAUAUCACUUUCUACUUACGAGGAUCUUAUUUAUACCAGAGAAUUUUUUAGACUGGCUGCUUCAUUUUGUUACCAGUUUCAAUAAGCACGGUGCAGGACGGCCGCACUGAGACACUCAGCACUGUGAACGCUGCUCUGCUCGCUGCCUCUGGGCCACGGGGGACAAAUGCAACUCAUCCAGCUCCUGUGUUCGUGGUGUGGAGGGUCCAGGCCGAGGCAGAGCAGGGACGGUGCGGAGCUGCCGCCGGCAUCAGAGCCCCUGGAGCGCUCAGACCCGACUGCAAACCGUUUACCCACUGCUCUUUGGUAAUUAUCCGAGUACAGAAUGUACCUGAUGACUUUUUGUCACCAGAAACUGACUUCCCUUUCUGCUGACUCAGCUUGGCUCUCUCUGAAUGUACAUCCAGAGCUUUUACUGGGUUUGGAAACAAUGAGAAUUUGUCCCAGCUUUUUGCUAGCCGAAUGUUCUAUCAAACAGAUGCCAUCUGAGUAGGAAGCCAAGCCACAAUCCAUCCUGUGAAGUCACCAAACCACAUCACUAAAUAAUUUCUGCAAAUUUGGAUAUGGCCUUUGCAAAAUUCACCUUUCCUCCAAGUCCAGAACCGAGACAUGACCUGUACAUUUUCCAGUUGACGAGAUGUUCACAUUUUCUUAUGUGUAGAUAGUGUAAAACAGAGGCGAAUGUAAAUGUUCAACAUAAAAAGUGGAUAUAUAAAAUUGAAAGUUAUUUAUUUAUGUAGAGGGAAAAAAAAUGUCUGGAGGGACUUGAACCUUCAGGGUUUAUUAAUAUUUUAAAAAUGUAGCUUUUUGUUUCAGGCAUUAUGUACAAAGCAAUUAUUUUAUGGACCAAGUUUAAUGUAACUGUCUAUGAAUGCAGAAGUGCAAUAUGAUACUCACCCUCUCCAUCACGUCAUGUUUUAAACAGCUCCUGACCAGUUAGCCUGACAAUCACAGCACCUCUGUCCUCAUCCUUUGUUGAGCUUCUUGAACCUUGCCCGGGUCCUUCCCCUGGCCCCCAUCCGUUGCCAUUGUACGGAUCCAACACGGAGAAGCAAUUGUAGAGCAGGGCCUUUAUUGCUGCAAUAAUUCCCUGGGAGGUGGGUGCAGUUACCAGGAAAUAAUGAUGCCACUAAGUUUUUCCUCACCAACUCAGUCCAUCCCCGUCUCCAUCGCUCAAUCCUCAGCCGCCCCCAUCUGGCACUCAUCCCUCUGAAGCAGGAUCCACACUGACAGAACAAUAGCAAUAGUUUCACUCUGUGUUUAUAACCUGUUUGUCCCGAGCUGUUUUGGAGAGCAGUGCACGUGACCCGAUGCCUUUCCACGUGGAUGGAAGAGGAUCCCUUUGGACGUGGUGAGGGAAAGAUGAAUGUAAAUUCCAUCCUUACUGAAGGGGCACUGUCGGGGUAAAGACCUAAUUUAUCCUUGUUAGGAGUAACUCGUUUGCUUUGAAAGGAGAGAAUGGGAAGUUUCUUGUCCUCCUCCCUGGGCCGUUGUCUGGGCAGCCUCGGGGACAGCCCACGUCCUGUUCUGCACAUCAGCACAACACAGCCUCGGGCUUUGGGGUUGCUUUUCUGUUUCCAUGGGAAUCAAACUCUGCUGCAGAGCUCAGAUUUUUUAUGAAAAGCAGCUUUUUAUAUUACUGCACCCUUAGGCCGGACUUUCUACCUGACGCUGUCCCUUUAAAGUCUUUUAAAAAACCAGAGAGAGGAGCCCGUGCAUUCCCUCCGAGUCGUUUUCCUGGGUUUGCUCAAUCACUCAGUCAGAUGAGGCGAAAUCCUAAUACCAAAAACCGUUUACAGUGUCGGGGGCACGAGCCCAGAGCAGGAAUCAGCCAAAGGGUCACCACCACCCUCCCAGCAGCCGCCGUGCUUGCUGUAGCAGCCCCUUCUUCAGGUAUCGCCACUGUUUGCUGCAUUUCCUAUUAGUUCUAGAAGCCUUACGGUCCCCUAACUCUGCCUGUUGAUACCCUCGACUGUCAAUUUUAUAUUCCAACAAUGUUAGUUAUAUUUUAUUUAUAAAAACUUGCUCUAGGGGUACCAGCUGUGCGUGGGGAAGCAGCGGGGGAUGCCCGAGGGCGCCGGGGCCGCCCGCGUGUGCCGUGCGUGUGUGUGGCAAACCUUGUGUACAACUUCCUUCUCCUCCUUGCUGUUAGUGCAUCGUUGCAAUGCCUGGUGUGCUUCGUGUACAGUACCAUUGUGAGUUACACAGAUUAAAGAAACGGGAAGGCUU
Molecule: messenger RNA, 8538 nt
Organism: Zonotrichia leucophrys gambelii
Lineage: Eukaryota; Metazoa; Chordata; Aves; Passeriformes; Passerellidae
Gene: PITPNM2
Product: phosphatidylinositol transfer protein membrane associated 2
Exons: 27
Coding region: 549-4748 (1399 amino acids)
Biological process (GO): phospholipid transport
Cellular component (GO): cytoplasm
Molecular function (GO): phosphatidylcholine binding; metal ion binding; phosphatidylinositol transfer activity
Source: RefSeq, a predicted model, not a curated record